Messenger RNA from Lipotes vexillifer (Yangtze River dolphin), 2853 nucleotides. RefSeq names its product transmembrane O-mannosyltransferase targeting cadherins 3 (gene TMTC3). The transcript has 13 exons. The coding region runs from base 30 to 2777 and encodes 915 amino acids. The record is from RefSeq and is a predicted model, not a curated record. Gene Ontology annotation, molecular function: mannosyltransferase activity; protein binding. Lineage: Eukaryota; Metazoa; Chordata; Mammalia; Artiodactyla; Lipotidae. Gene Ontology annotation, cellular component: endoplasmic reticulum. Gene Ontology annotation, biological process: protein O-linked glycosylation via mannose.
GAUUUUGUCCACAAGUGCUUGUGGAAAAGAUGGCUGAUAUUAACCUCAAAGAAGUAACCUUAAUAAUAGGCAUAGUUGCUGCUUGUUAUUGGAACAGCCUCUUUUGUGGUUUUGUUUUUGAUGAUGUGUCAGCAAUACUGGAUAAUAAAGACCUGCAUCCAUCUACACCUUUAAAAACUUUAUUUCAGAAUGAUUUCUGGGGAACCCCUAUGUCUGAAGAGAGAAGCCACAAGUCUUACCGUCCCUUAACAGUAUUGACAUUUCGCUUAAAUUAUUUGUUUAGUGAACUGAAACCUAUGUCAUAUCAUCUCCUAAAUAUGAUUUUUCAUGCUGUGGUUAGUGUGAUAUUUCUUAAAGUCUGCAAACUCUUUCUGGAUAACCGGAGUAGUGUGAUUGCUUCUUUACUUUUUGCAGUGCACCCAAUACACACAGAAGCAGUAACAGGUGUUGUAGGAAGAGCAGAACUUUUGUCAUCUAUCUUUUUUCUAGCUGCAUUUUUGUCAUAUACCAAAUCAAAAGGACCAGAUAAUUCCAUAGUGUGGACUCCUAUCGCCUUGACAGUGUUUUUAGUGGCUGUUGCAACACUGUGUAAAGAGCAGGGAAUAACAGUUGUGGGAAUUUGCUGUGUGUAUGAAGUAUUUAUUGCCCAGGGGUAUACUUUGCCAUUAUUAUGUACUACUGCUGGACAGUUUCUUCGCGGAAAGGGUAGUAUUCCAUUUUCUAUGCUGCAGACACUAAUAAAACUCAUUGUUUUGAUGUUCAGUACACUAUUACUUGUUGUGAUUAGAGUCCAGGUUAUUCAAUCCCAACUUCCAGUAUUCACCAGGUUUGAUAACCCAGCUGCUGUAAGCCCAACUCCUACAAGGCAGCUAACUUUUAACUACCUCCUUCCUGUGAAUGCUUGGCUUUUGUUAAAUCCUUCAGAGCUCUGCUGUGAUUGGACCAUGGGAACAAUACCACUUAUAGAGUCAUUUCUAGAUAUUCGAAAUCUUGCCACAUUUAUUUUUUUUUGCUUUUUGGGGGCUUUGGGAGUAUUCAGUCUCAGAUACCCUGGUAAUUCCUCCAAGAGUGUUUUAAUGGCACUUUGUUUAAUGGCAUUACCGUUUAUUCCUGCAUCAAACCUUUUUUUCCCAGUUGGAUUUGUUGUUGCUGAGAGAGUAUUAUAUGUUCCUAGCAUGGGGUUCUGUAUUUUGGUAGCCCAUGGAUGGCAGAAAAUAUCAAACAAAAGUGUAUUAAAAAAGUUAUCCUGGGUUUGUCUGUCUAUGGUGAUACUCACUCAUGCCUUAAAAACACUCCAUAGAAAUUGGGAUUGGGAGUCUGAAUAUACGCUGUUUAUGUCAGCCUUGAAGGUAAAUAAAAAUAAUGCCAAAUUAUGGAAUAAUGUGGGUCAUGCUCUGGAAAAUGAAAAGAACUUUGAGAGAGCUUUGAAAUACUUCUUACAGGCUACCCAUGUUCAGCCAGAUGAUAUUGGUGCCCACAUGAAUGUAGGAAGAACUUAUAAAAAUUUAAAUAGAACCAAAGCAGCUGAAGAAUCUUACAUGACGGCUAAGUCGCUGAUGCCUCAAAUUAUUCCUGGUAAAAAAUAUGCAGCCAGAAUUGCACCUAACCACUUAAAUGUUUACAUUAAUCUGGCCAACCUGAUACGAGCAAAUGAGUCCCGACUGGAAGAAGCGGAUCAGCUGUACCGACAAGCAAUAAGCAUGAGACCCGACUUCAAGCAGGCUUACAUUAGCAGAGGAGAAUUGCUUUUAAAAAUGAAUAAACCUGUCAAAGCAAAAGAAGCAUAUCUUAAAGCACUAGAGCUGGACAAAAACAAUGCAGAUCUUUGGUACAACUUGGCGAUUGUUCAUAUUGAACUUAAAGAACCAAAUGAAGCCCUAAAAAACUUUAAUCAUGCUUUAGAACUGAAUCCAAAGCAUAAGCUAGCGUUAUUCAAUUCUGCUAUAUUAAUGCAAGAAUCAGGUGAGGUUAAACUCAGACCUGAAGCUAGAAAACGACUUCUUAGCUAUGUAAAUGAGGAGCCACUAGAUGCUAAUGGUUAUUUCAAUCUGGGAAUGCUUGCCAUGGAUGACAAAAAGGACACUGAAGCAGAGAUGUGGAUGAAGAAAGCCAUAAAAUUACAAGCCGAUUUCAGAAGUGCUCUGUUUAAUCUGGCUCUCCUGUAUUCUCAGACUGCAAAGGAAUUAAUGGCUUUGCCAGUCUUGGAAGAGUUACUCAGAUACUAUCCUGAUCAUAUCAAAGGUCUCAUUUUAAAAGGAGACAUUCUGAUGAAUCAAAAGAAAGAUAUACUUGGAGCAAAAAAAUGUUUUGAAAAGAUUUUGGAGAUGGAUCCAAGCAAUGUGCAAGGAAAACACAAUCUUUGUGUUGUUUAUUUUGAAGAGAAGGACUUAUUAAAAGCUGAAAGAUGCCUGGUUGAAACAUUGGCAUUAGCACCACAUGAAGAAUAUAUUCAACGCCAUUUGAAUAUAGUCAGGGAUAAAAUUUCUUCAUCUAGUUUUGUAGAACAGCCAGUAUUCCCAGCUGGUAAGACUUCAGGUAUAGAAGGAGACAAAAUUCCAACUGAAAAUGAAAAAGAAAUCAAAAGUAAACCCAGACCCAUACAGAUAAUAAAAACAAGUGAUAAUAAAAGUCAGUUGAAAUCCAACAAACAGCUAGGAAAAAAUACGGACAAAGAAACUCCCCACAAAACAACAAAAGAGGUCAAAGAAAUUGAGAAGAAAAGAGUUGCUGCUUUAAAAAGACUAGAGGAGAUUGAACGUAUUUUAAAUGGUGAAUAGCAUUACCCUUUAUCACGUGACAGUGGUUUCAAAGAACUUCAGUCUAUAUCAUGUGAUUACUUAUACUGAGAGCUUU